GGACCCUGUCUGGUUAUUUUUGAGGACCAAGUUGGCGCAACUGUACUACUGCCAAUGGUAAUCAGGGACCUAGGCUUCGAGGGGCUCAUCAGGCGAAGAGCGCGGAAACCUCGGGGACCUGAGACUCAGUGGACCCCACUCCACUUCCCUCCGGGUGGCGGCGCUGUUUCGAGUGACCGACAGGCGCAGCGAAAGGAAGCCCCCUGCUGUAAAGAAAGCAGAGGGGUCCCAGUCGCCAUGGAGGGCCCACACUCUGAAAAGACCAUGGAGCAACAGGAUUCACACGAGGAGAGGAGUCCCCGCAGUCCAAGAGGCAACAUCUGCCACCUGGGGGCUCUACAGUGCACCCACUGCCUCAUCACCUUCGCCGACUCCAAGUUCCAGGAGCGUCACAUGAAGCGGGAGCACCCAGUGGACUUCGUGGCCCAGAAGCUGCAGGGGGUCCUCUUCAUCUGCUUCACCUGUGCCCGCUCCUUCCCCUCUUCCAAGGCCCUGAUCGCCCACCAGCGCAGCCACGGUCCAGUUGCAAGGCCCGCCCUGCCAGUUGCACCCACCACUGCCCAGCCCACCUUCCCUUGUCCUGACUGUGGCAAGACCUUUGGGCAGUCCACUUCUCUGAGGCAGCACCACCAGGUACAUGAGGCCCGGGCCCUUUCUGGUCCCUUUGCCUGCACUGAGUGUGGUCAGGACUUUGCCCAGGAAACAGGGCUGCAUCAACACUAUAUUUGGCAUGCCCGGGGGGAGCUCUGAAUGCAGCUUAAGCCCUCUCCAUGGUGAUAGGGGCUCUGUGGCUGGUGGGAACCACUCACGAUAUGGGGAAUAGGUCCCCUGGGGGCCUUGGAGGGAUUUGCUUUCCUCCCCAGGAUGGCAAAAGGGUCUUGAUAAAUAGGACCCAGAAGAUUAUCAUUUAGAACUCAGUCUUUGGAGGAAACAUGGAAACGGUGAAAUCAGACAAUUGUGAGAUCUGUUUUAAAACAAAUGAGCAACAGGAAAAAUGACUAGUAUCUCCCUCUUUCCCAAUUUAAUAACUAGCUACAGAUUGUGUAAUAACCUUUAAUUCUUCUAAGAUGGAUACCAUGGACUGUAGGAGCAAAUUGCCCUGGAUCUGUGCCUUCAUGGGGGCUCAGGGAAGGUGAAGUGUUGUUGGCCUGUAAAGCCAGUGCCACUGGUUGAGUUCCAGACCUGAAGCAACUUGGGCUUUUGUGGAUGGGGCAGCAAAGUUGGGAGCUGGACCCCAAGUCAGGUAGAGGUUGCAAUUUGAGUCCUUGUCUCUUCUCACCACCCCAUCAGCCUUCCCCACUCAAAGAGGGGCCACGGCAUUGGAUGGCACUAGCCCCCAGAUAAUUCAUGCCCAUUUAAAUAAUUUUGUGUAUACAUGUAGGUGAGGUGGCAUGAAUAAGAUAACAGAAAUAGUAUCUAAAAACAGAAAACAUCCAUAUUAAAAGGUCUAAACAGGGAACUCUGGCUUUUCAGCAGGAAUUUCCAGAGAACGAAAGGGUGUAGAGAUAGGGGAGCUCAGGAUAGAGUUGGCUGAGCCCAAUUGGGAAAUUGGUUUGGUGUCAAACAGAGAUACCUUCUAUUUCGUGUUUUAUUUGGCCAGCAUUGAGAGAUUUCCCAUUAAGAUGCUAUUUUCAGCUCUCUUGAAAGGCCCAACCCAGGGCUUACAUUGUCAACAGGGACAGGGCAGAAGCUACAAACUGGAGCUGAGCAGUACGUGUCGGCCUCAGACACGAGUCCCACCAGACCAGGGCCAGUUUUAUUCCCUUACAUUUCCUACAUACAAGACUCAAACUCUAUUUAAUUGAGGGAUGUUUUGAAAGCCCACAGGUGAAAUGGAUGUGGUAGAGACUGAGAGCUGUCUCCCAAUUUUCAGUUAGGCACAUGGUAGCUAAAUAGACUACAUUUCCCAGAUUCCCUUGCAGCUAGAUGUGGCCAUGUGACUGAGUUCUUGCUAAAGUCCUCGUUAGAAUCCUCAAGCUUUCCUCCACCUUCCCAACCGGAAUAUGGACAUGGUAUCCAGCCAUCUUGAACAAUGAAGACAAAAACACAACAUGUGGGAUGGCAGAGCAACAAGAUAGCAGGAGCGAGGUCUCUGGUCAACUUCAUGUAACGGAGCCACCACACCAGCCUACUUUCAUACUGUUAUGUAAGAGAAAAAUAAACCUCUAUCUUGUUUAAGCCACCAUUA
Molecule: messenger RNA, 2188 nt
Organism: Cynocephalus volans (Philippine flying lemur)
Lineage: Eukaryota; Metazoa; Chordata; Mammalia; Dermoptera; Cynocephalidae
Gene: ZNF576
Product: zinc finger protein 576
Exons: 3
Coding region: 55-750 (231 amino acids)
Biological process (GO): regulation of transcription by RNA polymerase II
Cellular component (GO): nucleus
Molecular function (GO): DNA-binding transcription factor activity, RNA polymerase II-specific; sequence-specific DNA binding
Source: RefSeq, a predicted model, not a curated record